CCGGUUGUUCUCGUCGUCGGCGCGCGCGCAUUCACUCAUUCGGUCGUUCGCGUCAGACGUUCCGUUUUUGUUUUUUUGUUAUUAUUUAAAUCGAUUUAAUAUUUCCCGUCUAUUACCGUGCGUGCUUAACCCGGCUACUUGAGACUGUGUGUAACAGUAAAAUUCUCACUCGGACGACGGUUCGCGCCCCCAAAGUCGGUAUCUAUUAUUAUUAUCGGCAAACAAAUUACCGGCGGCGGUCGUCCGGUCAGCAGGACCCAACUGGAGUAUUCGAUAAUAGUAAUUUUUGAACGUAUGAAAUUUUCCGUAUGACAUGUUGACAUGAUCGCGUUCCCAGUUGGCCGCCGGCAACAACAGUCAGUGUUAUUAGUAUGUCUUCUUCGUCUGGUGUCGCCGACCAAUCAGCCGCCGAACCGGACGCAAUGAUACAGGAUAACAUAGCCGUAGCGGCGUACGCCCCGCCGUCCGGUUACUCGUUGACCGAGGAUUUUAAAUUAACGAAUCACAGUAGCAGCGGCGGCGGUCUGGACUCGCCACACCAUCAGGCCCUGUACAGCAGCCUGAGCAAUUCGCCGUCAUCCGGUUCACCGUGCACCGUGUACGCUUACCAACCUUACCGGAACUACGGUGCCAGCCAGUUCCACCAAACGGCCGCCGGCGACAUACAACAGCAGCAACAGCAGAUACCCGUCACUCAGAUGGUCGUGCCCCCCGUGUCUUCUUCGCUGUCGCAGCUCGUCUCGGGCGCUUCUCAAAAGUCUGCCGAAGACCAGGCGACUUGUUGGCUACAGCACAACGGCGGCAGCCCUUUCGAACAUCCCUCUAAUCUACAACCGUCGCCCCAUCAACACCACCAUCAGCAGCAGCAGCAGCUGUCCUCUUACCAACAACAACAUCUUCACCAGCAACAGCAGCGUCACGAUUUGCCCAGUUCGAAAAUGACCCAGCAACAGCAGCAGAAAGCCGUCAAGGAGCAGCGGAUCCGGAGGCCGAUGAACGCGUUUAUGGUGUGGGCCAAGGUGGAGCGGAAAAAGUUGGCCGACGAAAACCCCGACUUGCACAACGCCGACCUGAGUAAAAUGCUCGGUAAAAAAUGGCGAAGUCUAACGCCGCAAGACCGUCGACCGUACGUGGAAGAAGCUGAACGUUUGCGGGUAAUACAUAUGCAAGAGCAUCCCAACUACAAGUAUAGGCCACGGCGGAGGAAGCACAACAAACAGCGAGCGGGAUCACCCACGUCGGCUACGACCGCAGCGGCCGCGGCAGGCCACUCGCCUAACGCUAGGCGCCCCAACUCGGUGGGACAGGUGAAGCUGGUGCAGUAUCCGCCCAGCUCGCCAUACCAGAGCUCGUCGUACUCGUCGCCGGCCAUGCACCAGCCGUACGCGUACCAGCCGUACAGCCCGUCCAAGACUACUUCGCCGUACUACCCGAACAGCGAGAGCCCGUAUUCGCCGAUCAGGGUGUCCGAAGUGAUCACGCCCGAAUCGUCGCCCACGUGCAGUCCGGACCCCGACAAGCCUUCCACGGUCGCGACAUCGGCCGACGAAGCCGCCCCUUCGGCAGUCGACAACAAUAACGGUCGAGCGACCAGCAAGACGCCCACGCUGCCCACGCCCGAACUUUCACCGAUGGAACCGCCGACCAAAGACCACCACCAAUACAGGGCCGAAGUCAAGUACGAGCCCGAUGAUUUCGCCGGUUACUAUGGCCAGAAACAAUCGGCAACGGCCGCCAACAAUAACAACCACCAUCGUCAGUUCAACAACAACAUUCAGACGUCGUCCUAUCAACCGGCGCCAGGCUCCAUAGCCGCCAUGGGGGUAGCCAAGGGUAUGGUGAUGAUGUGUACCAACCAACGGUUGGCUUACGAACAUAACAGUAUCGUGACCGGUACGUUUUACCCGCCUAUCGCCACUUCUCAAGACCAACAGGUGCUGGGGCCCAGUUCACAACACCACCAUCAACAGCAGCAACAACAACAGCAACAACAACAGCAGCAACAGCAACAACAACCACAUUACGCCAAUAGACCGUUCUAUUCAACAAGCGGAUUACACGCCGGCGGUACCGUGUACACUAGCAGUAGUCCGUCGACGGCCAGACAAUCGGACGCCUACCAUGCGGUCGGAAACAUGUUACAAGAAGAUCAUCACAUGACGUCGUUGCAACAACCCAACAACGACUACCAUCACGGCGGUAACGGGGAAAUGAUGGAGAUGAGCUUUAUGGGCGGCAGCCAUCAUCAGUCGCCGUCCGAAAUGCUGCUGGGCACCCUGCAGCGACCCCGAUCUCAGCAGUCCGACUUGGACGCGGCGGCCGGCGGCAACGGCGGCAACAGUGAAUUGGACCGGUAUCUCAAGUACAUGACCGGUCACCAGCAACCGGACAACAACCACAACUAUCAACAACUACAACAGCAUAACAUGUUCGCUCAACCGUCGCCACACCACCACCACCAUCAACAGCAGCACCAACAGUACAGCUCGUAUUAUUCACAGCCCAUGCAGCACUUGCACCAACAACAAAAUGCCGCCGCCGCCGUAGACGCUCAUAACCACGCGCAUCACCACACGACUUAUCUGCUCAACAAUUGCAUCAAAACAGAAUUCGGCCACGGGUACGCUACGGCCACCGCGGUGGACAGCGGCGGAGGCAGCCACCCGCAACACUAUCCGGACGUGCAAAAUCUUCCGGCCACGACUAACAUGCAGAACGUGGCGGCGGCCGCUGCUGCUGCGGCUGCAGCCGCCGGUCAGGUGUUGGCCGGCGGUAAGCCGGAUGAAGACUUCAGCGUCAUAUUGGCGGACGUCAGAAAAACUUGCUACAGCAGUUGAAUGCUAAUCGGUAGUGUGAUGAGGUAGAAGCUGCAAGUAGCAGUUCUAGAUCUAGAUUCUAACAUAUAAAUAUAAGCCGUGGUCUGGUUGAGUUUCAAAAGUGCUUCAAAUCAAAUUAAUGUUCGUCUCGUUAUGAUGUCCGCAGGUUUAGAUGUAAUCAAUGAUCUUACUACUGUUGAGGUCCGUUAUCUUAUAGCUGUUUACUUAUGUGGAACGAAUAAGACUAUUAUUAAUAAUAAUUAUAUUGAAUCUAAAUGUGUAAAACCCUUUCUGCGAUUUGUCAUCAUGUAAACAUGUUUUUUUUUAUAUACCUAAACCAUACUUAUUACAAACUGCAUAUUAAAUACAUUGCAAUUACGGGACUUUUUCACGAUAUUUUCACUUUUCUGAUGUUGACAUAAUGUAUACGAAGGGUUAUUUUAAUUUCCACGAUCGCAGGGUAUUUAUAUUAUGGUUAAUGUUUAUUUUAUUGUAUGCCUUAUUCGAGACAAAACGAUACAAAGUACAGUGCAAUAACACGUAUUUUAGUGUAAUACCCUAUAAUAACAAUAUUAUUACUAUUGUUAUUAUUGUCAAAUCUAUUGUGUAAAUAUAUUAUAAAUAUAAUAUUAUAUAGCGCGCGGAUUUUAUUAUGUACCUAUUUGUAACGUGCAAAUUACAUU
Messenger RNA from Adelges cooleyi (spruce gall adelgid), 3499 nucleotides. RefSeq names its product putative transcription factor SOX-15. The transcript has 4 exons. Gene Ontology annotation, biological process: anatomical structure morphogenesis; regulation of DNA-templated transcription; cell differentiation. The coding region runs from base 372 to 2837 and encodes 821 amino acids. NCBI's taxonomy places the organism in Eukaryota, Metazoa, Arthropoda, Insecta, Hemiptera, Adelgidae. The record is from RefSeq and is a predicted model, not a curated record. Gene Ontology annotation, molecular function: DNA-binding transcription factor activity, RNA polymerase II-specific; RNA polymerase II cis-regulatory region sequence-specific DNA binding.